GAGGCCGGUACUGUGGGCAGACACCAGGGCCAGGUUUCCCCACCCUCCACCCGCCAGGUGUGCGGUGACCGGGGCGGCAGGUAGGGAGGUGAGCCCGCGUCUCCUCCGCAGAGCUGGAGCUGGAGCUCCGCUCAGAGGCCCAGGCUCAGUGGGCUCCUCCCCGGGUCGGGGCAACCCCCCGCCGGGGCCUCUGGGGCCAACGGAAGCUUCAGGAGCGCGGUGGAGCCUGGAGGGGCGGGCCAGGGUCCCACCGUGACCCGCCUGGAGGGCAGCCCAGCUCUGGGACGCGAAACCCCCUACGACGGUGCCGCAGCUUGGCCUAUAUCCGUGCUGGUCUUAAGUUGUGUAUCCGAAGAUGUAACCUUGUCCAGUGCUGGCACUAAGGGCUGCUUCAGGGAGGGCCCUGGCCUGGUGCCCAGUAGUUCCAAGAGCCUCUGAGUUCCUGUCUUUUUUCAUCUCUGAAUCCCCACCAUUGGCCUACAUUGGGAAUGGGGCGACCUGUGAUGCUGACGUUAGAGGACAAGGACAUGAAGGGAUUCUCCUGGGCCAUAGUCCCAGCCUUAACCUCCCUAGGCUACCUGCUUAUACUGGUGGUCUCCAUCUUUCCCUUCUGGGUGCGACUGACGAACGAGGAGUCCCAUGAAGUCUUUUUCAGUGGCCUAUUUGAGAACUGCUUCUAUGUCAAAUGCUGGAAGCCUCGACCCUUGUCCAUUUACAUCAUCCUCGGCCGGGUUUUCCUGCUCUCUGCAGUUUUCUUGGCUUUCCUCACCACCUUCAUCAUGGUGCCCUUUGCAUCCAAGUUCUUCCCGAGGACCUGGAAGCAAAACUUUGUGUUAGCCUUCAUCAGCUUCUUCACAGGGGCCUGUGCCUUCCUGGCUUUGGUGCUGCAUGCCCUGGAGAUCCAGGCUCUGAGGAUGAAGCUCGGCCCCCUGCAGUUCUCCUUGCUGUGGCCUUACUACAUUCUGAGCUUCGGCAUCUUUCUGUUCAUAGUGGCUGGUACCAUCUGCCUCGCUCAAGAAAUGGCCUGCCCUUGCUGGCACUUGUUGUCCACUUCCCAGAGGAUGGAGGAGGACCACGGGAGCCUGUACCUGGACAAUCUGGAGAGUUUGGGAGGAGAACUGAGCUCAGUACAAAAGGAGACACAGGUGACAGGAGAAACAGUCAUCUAGCCCAGGACAUGGCUUCUCUACCCUUCUUCAAGCCAUGUGAGUGUACACAUGUAGCUGUUUGUAGUCCUCCCCACCUUCUCUGCCAGUAUCUGUGCCUUUGAGGAGCUUCUUGCGUGUCAGAUCAACUCUCCACCUCCCCAUACUCACAGUGAUUCUAUCUUGCUUGUAUGUGAAAUUUGCUAAAAGUCCUUUCAACUCUU
This is a messenger RNA of Pongo pygmaeus (Bornean orangutan), 1369 nucleotides long. RefSeq names its product transmembrane protein 225B (gene TMEM225B). The record is from RefSeq and is a predicted model, not a curated record. Gene Ontology annotation, biological process: negative regulation of phosphatase activity. The transcript has 7 exons. Lineage: Eukaryota; Metazoa; Chordata; Mammalia; Primates; Hominidae. The coding region runs from base 489 to 1169 and encodes 226 amino acids.